AUGUUUGCAGAAUCACUCACCGCAUUUGGCGACUAUUUCGGUGGCGACAACGCCGCUCUGGCUCGAAUUACUCUGGAUAUGGAAGAAGUUUCGGCGUUUUACGGGGCAGCAUGGGAAGCAUGCCGAACCAUUCCACCGGGAGAGACGCGCUCGUAUAAAUGGCUGGCCAAUGCCGCCGGCAGUCCCAGGGCAGCCCGGGCAGCUGGGCAGGCCAUGGCCAAAAACCGCCUGGUUCUGGUUGUUCCCUGUCACCGAGUGAUCGGCAGUGGUGGCAACCUGCACGGCUACGGCGCCGGUGGCCUCGAUGUCAAGACCAGAUUGCUGGAAAUGGAACGCGAUCCGGCCAGAACCCAUUGA
Molecule: messenger RNA, 357 nt
Organism: Geodia barretti
Lineage: Eukaryota; Metazoa; Porifera; Demospongiae; Tetractinellida; Geodiidae
Source: the annotation of a GenBank genome assembly